Apiotrichum porosum is the source of this 834-nucleotide messenger RNA. RefSeq lists its product as uncharacterized. The transcript has 2 exons. Bases 1 to 834 code for a protein of 277 amino acids. Lineage: Eukaryota; Fungi; Basidiomycota; Tremellomycetes; Trichosporonales; Trichosporonaceae. The record is from RefSeq and is a predicted model, not a curated record.
AUGUCGUUCCGCUCUGCCCUUCGACCUGCCUUGCGUCCCGCGCUCGCAUCCCUUUCCGGCCUUUCCAUCUACGCGGGGAUCCGACACUCGAGCUCGUCCAGCUCACAAGUGGCAACAUGCACGCGGUGGCUCGUGCGCGAUGCGUGGUCUGGCGCGCCGCGUGAGUGUCCCACCCCGCUCGUCCUCCUCCGCACGCCGGGCCUGAGCCUGGGGAGCGGUGGAGCGAGCGUGGGCGUGUCCAAGGCGACAGAGGAGACGUGGUACGAGUGGGCCGACAUGUUCGCUACGAGAGGGUACACGACUGUUGAGGUGGAUGUCAGCGUCGCCUCUGCGCCAGCCUCAGCAGCAGACACCGCCAAUGGCAGCAGCGACGACAGCAGUACCGGAAACGGCGCACCGUCGUUCCCGCGCGAGAUCGCCGCUGCAAAGUCGGCGUUGAACGACCAGAUCCGUCUGCUCAACAUCCCGUUUGCGCCCAUUAUCGUCGCGUCGGGUCCCUCGUGUCUCGUCGCGCAGGCGUACAUCUCCGACCACGCCGCCAGCGGCCUGGUCCUCGUCUCACCCCCGCCUGACGCCGACCCGCGCACCGAAGCUACAACGCAGGAAGCCGGCUGGGCCUAUCCCCGGUUUACGUACGAGCCGCGUUUCCCGAUCCUGCUCGUCGCCGAGCCGGGACAGGAAGAGGCCGUCACAGCGAGCAGGGUCGGCAGCGCUGCCGAGGAUGGCGUGGGCCGCGGAGGCAAGGGAGUGAGCAUCCAGGUCGCGACGGAUGGACCGAGGGGCGAGAAGACUCGGAUGGAGGUGGAGCGCUGGAUGGACAGUUGCGGUUUCUAA